This is a messenger RNA of Quercus robur (English oak), 504 nucleotides long. Its product is annotated as serine/threonine-protein phosphatase 7 long form homolog. NCBI's taxonomy places the organism in Eukaryota, Viridiplantae, Streptophyta, Magnoliopsida, Fagales, Fagaceae. The record is from RefSeq and is a predicted model, not a curated record. The coding region runs from base 1 to 504 and encodes 167 amino acids. The transcript is spliced from 3 exons.
AUGGCGUGGGAGCAUCUUCCAUAUCUGACCCCAAUUCCAAUAAAUCCAAUAAAUUUAAAUGGCGACGACCCAUACGGUUGCAGGUGGGAUACCAAGAGAACGUUUACUCACACACCAACACAUGUUUUGCGUGCGUACCGUUCUAAUCACGAUACACAUAAUAAUAAACAGGUUGUUUGGACACCAUACGAUAACUAUAUGCAUCCAUGGUGUCUUGCAGAAAGAAAUAUAUGGACUACAACAGCGCCAUUGCUGUGCUUCCAAAUUGUAGAGUAUUACCACCCAGAAAGAGUCAUGCAACAGUUUGGGUUGUUGCAAAGAUGUCCAAGGUGGCCUACCGACAAUUUGGAUAAAUCUGUGCAUUGUGUAAAGUUGACAGGAAAGUCCACUGUCAAUUGGAGAAUGCAGCAUGACCAAUACUACCAGCGUUGGAACAUGCGAGCUGAACUUCUAGUUGGAGAUGACCAUUUUGAUUCAAGUGUGGACUAUGCAACAUGGUACUAG